UAAAUACUGUUGCUACAGUUGGCUUGGAUGUUUCUUUCACCUUCAUAUGCUUCAGUUCAGUUGGCUUCUUUUGCAGUUACUAUAUGGAAAAGACAAACCGGGAAAGGGCAAUACAUUCAGGAAGAAAACAUGUAUGUGUUCGCUUUAUUAAUUUAAAAUAAUUUUCAUCAUCCUACCUGUGGCAUUUGGACAUUCCGACUGAAUACCAAUUACCAGUUCCUCUUUGCGUGUGCAGACUUGCCCCUGAUUUCAGUGUUGAGGCAUGUUUUGUUUUACUAAAAUUCAGUGUUUUUAAAGCUGAGCUCAUUUAUUCCCUCUUAUUUGGUACUCCAAGGCAGAAUCAACGCACAUCAGUUUUAUCAUCAUUCAGGAGUGGUGUUAUAUCCAUUUAUAUUAUUUUUAUUGGCUCCCCCUUGAUUAGAUUUAAGGUUCAAGCUAAUAGACUUAGACUAAUAGACGCAAGUGACCCAAUGGAGUCUUGGCGUUAUGUUGAACAGUGCGAUCACAGCUAAAGCUGUUUCUGAGCCAAAUGUUUUGUAUGCUUUGACCAUGUUUGGGGUCUCACUUAAACUAUGUAUUUUCCUCUUUUUGAUUCAAGGGCAGCAAUCUAAGUGCGCUUUAAAAAUCAGUAAUUGGCCUUUCAAUAGCUAUAAGCCAACAUACACACGUUCUUUUUGUGCCAAAUAAAGCUUUUACUUUUUUCAUCCUCCAUCUGUUUUUCUUCAAGCCCGAGACGCUUACUAAUAGCAAGCUUGGACCCAGAUGUUAAAGUGACCCUUUUGAUUAGUCCUCUCUGUAGUAGAGGUUAGUCAGUGGUUAGCUUGUCGCAGUGGCAGGAGGUCAAGUCUAAUGAGAGGUGGAUAGUGAAAUUCGAUUAAACUAAAUGAGCCCCGAGCACAACCCUCAGUUUUAAAGAUAAUUACUUCCUAUUUCCCCUUGAAAAGGGUCAGCCUGUCAGCAACAAGAAUGACCUUUCUUUAAUUACAGAUGGGUAGGAACAGACAGAACACAGGCAGAGGAAAGAAAAGCUUUAUUUGGUAGCAGACGUGGCAGGUAAUCAAUCUCCCUGUCGAGAGACUGUGGGAGUUGACAUUCAAAAUCUGGCAGACCAAAGUCCAAACAAAACAUACAGAUUUCAGAUUUUGACAUUUUAAAACUGUAGGUAAUGUUUUUACUUAGUAACCAGCAUCCAUCUGUACUUGUCUCACUUGUUAUUUUCUUGUUCAUGCUCUGCUACUACUGCUUCACUUGAAUAUUACACUAUUUAUCAUUGUCGUUAUUUGCCUUCUCACAAAAUUGGGAUCCUACAUAUGUUAAUGGUUAUAAAAUGCAAAAUAAGUCAAUAGUCCAUGUGUAUGUAUAACAUGAGGCAGGCCUCUUGUAUUGGGUAGCUUAGUUUAUUUAACAUUGCAAAUGCAUCCAACCAAGCUAUCAACUGGUCAACUUGGUUUGCAAAAAUGUUGUAAAAUGCUGUCUUUUUCCAUGUCAUGAUUGAUCAGGUGAUUGGAAAAUGAUAGCUUGAUUCGUACUGAAAAUAUGCAUUUGUAUUUUUUGUCUCGGUAACCAAAGCAUGGUGAAUGAUGUUAAGACUAGGGACACAAAAUAAAGACUAUCACACAGCCAGUACAGCCACUACUAUGCCUGCAUAUAAAGGUUUACAUGCUUUGUUUUAGAUUGUAUUGAGGAACUCCUGUUUCCAUGCCAUUUGGGUGUUUAGGCUUCUGCAAAUGUUUUACAAUGGGUUCAACAUAAACCAAAUGAUUGCCUGAGAUCUAAAUCGAGACAAUAGGUGUACUUGGUAAUGAUACAUUCAAUACACGAUGUUAAUUUUUUUAUCAUUAUCUAUCAAAACCUGUUCUUCCUGUCCUCUUUGAUCCUUCAACAAGCAGCAGCCCCCUCGCUGUAUCUAACCAACCUUCAUGAUCAGAAAUAAUUCAGCGCACUAUCUUUGUUAAAAACUGCCUGCCAUCAAUAUAACAUGCAUCUCUUUUUAAAGAAAGGUGUUCAAGACAAUGCUUGAUUACAGUAGUGUGUUUGACAUCCUGUCAGUCAUCCAUGUUACUGAGGUAUCAGUUUUUUUGCUGGAGGACUACACGAUUACUUAGGAGUAAAAAGCAAUGGCACCAGCUUAAACCACACAAAUAUUUGCUGCUUAUUAAUUUGUGUAAUCAGUCCGGUGUGUUUUUAGAUAAGUAAUGUGGUGAUCAAUGAUCAUUGUCCCGCUUGUUAAGCCAGUUUGCCAGCUGGUUUGUGCUAGUGGUGGUGUUGACGCUUGCUCUGCCUGACAGUUCUGUUCUGCAAGGAGUCGGUUUCGCCGAGUUAACUUUAAUUGCCUGUUUCCUGUGGAAGUUGCCUUGGCUGCAAUGGCGUUUACAAAUAAUGAAAAAAGAUAAGAGUGAAGGGGAGCCAGCUCUUUACCCAUGAAUAUUGAAUUGGAAGCAAUUUUUUUCAGUUCCCCCUACACCGUCUUCCCCCAUUCCUUUUCUCGCCCUUUUCCUCACUCAUCUGCCCAACCACAUUUUACUAAUGAGGCUUCUUGAUAACGAUCCCUGCACACCUUUCCUCAUUAGGCACACUGAAUAAGGACGCCCUGGCCCUAGUCCCAUGCUCACUCUUCCACCCUCUUAUUUACUGAUUCUGUCUAUUGUUUACAUUUUGUCUCCCAAACCUCACAGGAAACGGUGUGCUUGAGCCUAUGCACCUUUAAAAUAUUGCUAGGCAAUGGUGCCUCUCAGUUGCUUAUAUAUACUAUACGCUUCCAUGUUCAGUUUUAGAAGCGAAUAAUAUUUAAUAAUUUCUGUCUGUUAAAUAAACCAGAGUCGUGAGCCCUCUUCUUGUAUAUUUCCCGCACUGCAUGUAUGGAUGAUUUAAUUGAGGUAUCAUCUAGGGCUGUCACAAACGAUUAUUCUGAUAGUCUACUAGAAUAUUUUUUUAUUUUUGCGUUUAGUCGACUAAUCGGAUCAUGUCGCUGGCGUGGGGCCGAAACCACCCAUGUCCAAAUGUAUUCAAUUAUAUUAUAUAUUUUUGAGUUUUGAAAAUGGCUUGGUCUCUUUUGAUGACGCAAUGUUAAUGGCGCCACAUACAGUACAUGCCGUUUUUUUUAUUUCCUGAAAAGUCCGUUUUGGAAGUAUGAGAAUUCUGUCCCAAUGCCAGGGGUAUGUAAAUUGCAUCGUAUCGCACCAGCAAGCGGCUGCUCUUUUACAACAGUCAUUGGCUUCCAGCUUGAAGUACGUAAGGUCUGUGCAAAAGAGAAUUAAGAUCAUUUGUAACUUUGUCUACAGAUAGAACAGUUUCUUAUUUACAAUGUUGCUCUGGUAAUAGGGGCGGCAUGGUGGACGACUGGUUAGCACAUCUGCCUCACAGUUCUGAGGACCGGGGUUCAAAUCGCGGCCUCGGCUGUGUGGAGUUUGCAUGUUCUCCCCGUGCCUGCGUGGGUUUUCUCCGCGUACUCCGGUUUCCUACCACAUCCCCAAAAACAUGCGUGGUCGGUUGAGACUAAAUUGCCCGUAGGUGUGAAUGUGAGUGCGAAUGGUUGUUUGUUUCGAUGUGCCCUCCGAUUGGCUGGCGACCAGUUCAGGGUGUACCUCACCUCUCCCCCAAAGAUAGCUGGGAUAGGCUCCAGCACGUCCGUGACCCGCGUGAGGAUUAGCGGUACAGAAAAUGGAUGGAUGGAUCUGGUAAUAUUACAUGUAACUUUUAAUAAACUUUACAGCUUGUACCAGUAUUCCCGACAUGGUUUUAUAUAUAUGAUAGUGCAAAUCAAAAUGAAGGCGAUAAGCUGUCCCUUAAUAUUUUUAGCUGUAAAUGUUUAGUGCACUUUAAAAUGGAGCCAAUCAUGUCCAAUCACAACAAGGGAACUGGGAAAUAAACUUUUAUAGUCAAGAUUUUUCUGGGGCUCUUUUUUCGAAUGUUCUGUAAUAUUAGCACAUACUUUGACACAAAUGUAAACCUCAUGAAAGUCUGUUUAGAAAUGACAAAGUUCUGAUUCAUUUUCAAUGCAGAUGCAUUGCCGCCGAUGAGAAUGUUGCCCCUGCCAACAUGGACACCACGUAGGCACGUCGCUCAGCCGGCCUGCUACAGUGAAUCGAUCUAUUAGUAUAUGUGGUUAUAACAUUAUAUCAGACACAUAACCUGUGUGCUAAGGCUAAUGAAAUUGUCAUCAUUAGCCUCAAGCUAAUUUUAAUUUAAGGUAGUAGCUGGAACUUGUCACAAGUUGUUGCUGUUCAUUUAUUAUUCUUUUUUGAGAACUUUGGUAAUUUGUGUUUUUGUCCCUUUUAAGCAGGUGUCAAGGUGUGGUCAACCAUCGUGUGGCAUUGUCCUCCUUGUUUUUGAAAGGGAAUAAAACUGCCAUUGUCUGAACCACAAACCUGAAUGCCUGUGUCCCAUGCCCCUUUCUAUCCGCACAAAACCCUCCCCAUCACAACCCACCAUCUAACGCAACGCAGAGCAUGCGGUGUAGAGGAGCGCCAGCACGAGUAGGGUUUCAUUAACAUUUACAGCGUUAAACAAUUGGUUCACAGCCGUUGACACUAAUAUGAGCUGCUAUCUUGCCAAAUAGCUUCCCAAGAUGAGUGUCCCUCUUUGUCAGAAAUUGAAUCAGCUACAACGUCUUUUCAUUUUAGAUGCUCGUGCAUCACUAUCGUGCAGCCAUGAAAGGCAGGUUCUGUCUCACAGGUUUUGCAUCGCGUUCCUCUUCAGUAUUUUUGAUGAAAUGCUCAGAUUUCAAACUCCGUUGCUAACACCGGUUAGCCCUAGUUUUUCCAGGUACGUCACACGACUACUGUGCAUGUGAGUCACCAGAAAAACCCAGAUAAGCACUACUGCGCAUGUGCGUCAAGGGCCAUAAAGGCGGACAACAGCAGCAGCUACAGGCCCAGCACCUCUCCCACGCAGCCCAUGGACCCCCUGUGCAGCUGCCCCCUCACCCUUCAGGUCUGCAGCCACCCGGUAUCCCCUCUGCGACUGGUGCUGGCUCUGGACUGCUUGCGCUUGGUGCACUUGGCAGCCAGGCUCACCUGCCUGUAAAGGAUGAGAAGAACCAUCACGACCUGGAGCACAGAGAACGAGAGUCGAGCACGAAUAAUUCUGUGUCGCCGUCAGACAGCCUGCGGGCAGCAAGUGAAAAGCACCGCGGCUCAUCAGAUUAUGGGCUUGACCCUAAGAAACGCAAAGUGGACGACAAGGACAGCAUGAACAGAUAUGAUAGUGAUGGAGACAAGAGCGAUGACUUAGUGGUGGAUGUUUCAAAUGAGGAUCCAGCCACCCCUCGUGUGAGCCCUGCUCACUCUCCUCCAGAAAACGGCUUGGACAAAUCACGGGUUCUGAAGAAAGAUGCCGCACCCAAUAGCCCUGCCUCAGUGGCGUCCUCAGGAAGCACACCAUCCUCCAAAGCAAAGGACCACGCCCAUAUGGCGAAUGACAAGUCAUCUACACCAAGCCUGAAGUCCAACACACCCACUCCAAGAAACGAGGCACCCACACCAGGAACAAGCACCACUCCUGGGCUGAGGCCUCUGACUAUGGGCAAACCGACUGGCAUGGAGGCAUUAACUGCCCCUGCCCUUCGCACCCCCCUGUCUAUUGCGGGUUCCUACGCCACCCCCUUUGCUAUGAUGGGUCAUCAUGAGAUGAAUGGAUCCCUGACCAGCCCGGGUGUCUAUCCUGGUCUGAUUUCUCCUCAGAUGAGUGCAGCGGCUGCUGCUGCUGCUGCUUAUGGACGCUCGCCAAUUCCUCAUCAGUUUGACCCGCGCAUUGACCAGCGUUGGCAUGAAUUAACCAUCUUAGCUGCGGGGUUCGACCCUCAUCCCCAUAUGAGAGCUCCUGGCCUGCCAACCAGCCUCCCUUCCAUUUCAGGUGGAAAACCGGCGUAUUCUUUUCAUGUGAGUGCGGACGGUCAGAUGCAGCCUGUGCCCUUCCCUCCAGACGCACUGAUAGGCCCGGGCAUCCCACGACACGCUCGUCAGAUCAACACACUGAGCCACGGGGAAGUUGUGUGUGCUGUCACCAUCAGCAAUCCCACUCGUCACGUCUACACAGGCGGCAAGGGCUGUGUGAAGAUAUGGGACAUCAGCCAACCAGGCAGCAAGAGCCCUGUGUCCCAACUUGACUGUCUGAACAGGGACAAUUACAUCCGCUCCUGUAAGCUGUUGCCUGACGGCCGCACCCUAAUCGUGGGUGGCGAGGCCAGCACACUGACCAUCUGGGACCUGGCAUCACAGACGCCACGCAUUAAAGCAGAGCUUACCUCCUCUGCCCCGGCCUGCUACGCACUGGCCAUAAGUCCUGAUGCCAAGGUCUGCUUUUCCUGCUGCUCGGAUGGUAACAUUGCUGUGUGGGACCUCCAUAAUCAGACCCUUGUUAGGCAGUUCCAAGGCCACACAGAUGGAGCCAGCUGUAUCGACAUCUCUCAUGAUGGGACCAAGCUCUGGACCGGCGGGUUGGACAACACUGUCCGUUCCUGGGACCUGAGAGAAGGGCGACAGCUCCAGCAACAUGACUUUACCUCACAGAUCUUCUCUCUAGGCUACUGCCCCACUGGAGAAUGGCUGGCUGUGGGCAUGGAGAGCAGCAAUGUGGAGGUGUUGCACCACACUAAGCCUGACAAAUACCAGCUACAUCUGCAUGAAAGCUGCGUCCUCUCACUCAAGUUCGCCUACUGUGGUAAAUGGUUUGUAAGCACGGGGAAGGACAAUCUGCUGAACGCAUGGAGGACUCCCUAUGGUGCCAGCAUAUUCCAGUCCAAGGAGUCGUCAUCGGUUCUGAGCUGUGACAUUUCAGCGGAUGACAAAUACAUUGUGACGGGUUCUGGUGACAAGAAGGCCACAGUCUACGAGGUCAUCUACUAGAGGCACGCUUACUCUGCUUGAGCACUUCUACUGAGACUACUCUUUUCAUUGACCCUGCCUGCAUCUAUCUGCAAAGUGGAACAUAACGCGCAAGACUUUUAUCCACCCCUGAGUACAGCUGCGACAGAGAUGAUUUUUGCAGCGUGCAGCCUUUUCUUUUGGUGGGGAAGUGAAGAGGGUUCGCAUUUUUGCGUCUUUUGUAUUUUUGCAAGUAUUUGAGCAUAACCCAAUGAAGCAGUGCUUCAACCCUGAGAACCAUGGUCCACAGAUGUGAUGUGAAAAAUGUACAUAAUGGAUUAUAUAAAUACAUUUUAUAUAUAUAUUAUAAAUAUAUAUAUAUUUUCAUGUCCUGGGUGUAAUUGUGAUAUGUUUUGGUUCUUACCGUCUUACAAAAUAUGUGAGUGCAAAUCAGAGAUUAGAAUUUAUGAACGUAACUCACCUUGUUUUUGUUUCCUUGAAGCACAUUCUCUGGGCUGACCUUUUCAACAAGAUGCGGAGAAGCAGGACGUUGUAAAGUAGAGCGCUGUGGAACUUUUAAAUGGCCUUUUCAGCUCAGUGCUCUUGCCAGAUGACAACGUGGUCUGGUCUGCAUUGUGGAGCUACUGACUCAUUUGUGCCACAGUGGGACCACGCAAGACGCUGAUCGAAAAGAAAAGAUUGGUUGUUGAAUUCAUAGCUAGAUAUCAGACAGACAGGCAAAUGGAAUGUGUAUGUGUG
Phycodurus eques (leafy seadragon) is the source of this 7562-nucleotide messenger RNA. RefSeq names its product TLE family member 3, transcriptional corepressor b (gene tle3b). NCBI's taxonomy places the organism in Eukaryota, Metazoa, Chordata, Actinopteri, Syngnathiformes, Syngnathidae. The record is from RefSeq and is a predicted model, not a curated record. Gene Ontology annotation, cellular component: nucleus; transcription regulator complex. The coding region runs from base 4827 to 6845 and encodes 672 amino acids. Gene Ontology annotation, biological process: regulation of DNA-templated transcription; negative regulation of canonical Wnt signaling pathway. The transcript is spliced from 16 exons. Gene Ontology annotation, molecular function: transcription corepressor activity; protein binding.